Messenger RNA from Manihot esculenta (cassava), 3206 nucleotides. Its product is annotated as somatic embryogenesis receptor kinase 1. The record is from RefSeq and is a predicted model, not a curated record. Gene Ontology annotation, molecular function: protein binding; ATP binding; protein kinase activity. NCBI's taxonomy places the organism in Eukaryota, Viridiplantae, Streptophyta, Magnoliopsida, Malpighiales, Euphorbiaceae. The transcript is spliced from 11 exons. Gene Ontology annotation, biological process: protein phosphorylation. The coding region runs from base 1240 to 2865 and encodes 541 amino acids.
AAGAACUUGCAAUACUUUUUGGUGAGUUGGAAAGAAGCUUCUAGGGGACUUUAUGGAACAAGUUGCUUGUGCAACAGAUGAACACUUCAAGCAUUUUCUUUUCUUUCAAUUUUACAUCUCUUCUUUAGGAAUAUAAAAACAUUCUUGCUUGAAUGAUUUUAUCGCACAGAAUUAUCCAAAUGUAAGCACCUUUUAUGCUAAACAGGAAAAUAGUUCCCUUUGAUUGUUUGGAUACUUGACAAUGAUGGAAAUGAAGAAUGCUACUUCUUUUGCAAAAUAGUUGAAGUGUAUGCGUAUGACUACUUCGGUAGCACGUAUAAGUGCAUAUGCAGAUUUCUGUAGACAGAUUUGGAUAUGAUAAUAAAAAUACAGGAUUCUCCAAUGGGAGUGAUUUUUAAUUCUCCUCUGCUGGUGAAAUGCCCUAAUGAGUUUAGAUUGUUGCUCUCCUACAGAUGUAGUUUGAUAUGUAGACAAAGGUUAAACUGAGGUUCAUAGGUUAGUUGGAGAAAGCUGAUGAGGUGAUCUGCAAGGGCUAGUGCUUCAUAAGACAGUUCACAAAUGUAUGCAGAUAUAGACUUAUAGUAAGAAGGGGUAACAUUCUUCCCUCAUUGAAAUGGUUGGGAAAAUAGUUUAUGCUACACAUAUUUACCAACCAUGCAGAUUGUGGUGGUUUUCAACCACACUUUUUGCACUAAAACACGUAGAGUAGUUUCACAGACCAAUGAGCUUUGAAGGAAAUAUAUGCUCAUGUCGGUGUCUGUCAAAAGUUCCAUUUCUAGAUCAAAUUUCCUCCACCAAUAAGUGUAAUGGCAUCUUCAGUUAGAGAGUUGACGUACAAUGGUGAAGGAAAAAUUCAAGCAGUAUUUUCCAAGUUUGUAUGGGAAAAGAGCUUUCUAUGAGAAUGUGAUGUUUCUGGUGUGGAAUAUUCAUUGAGUUGCAACCUACUCAUUGAAUUUAAAAUUUGCUCUGUUUUAAUUAUGACAAGUGAAAUUGAGACAUAUCAUGUGCUGGUUGACAUAGGUCCUGGAGAAGCUUUUUGCAAAACAUAGUGUAGGAUUGAGCGCUUACCACCUUCCCCAAGCUCUAGCUUUUAGCAGAGGCACAACUUCAACUCCUUGUAUUGUAGCAGCCCAAGCGCCAUGGGUAGAAGGAAUCUGGGCAAGAUACUGGUUCACCUAGCCAGCAAAACCCCCCAACCAAGCACCUGCUAGGGAUUUGAAACCAUGAGCCUGGUUUUUGAUGUCAAUUACAGGAUUAAGCACUUACCACUGUGCCAAAAGGGAGCUCUACAGUAAUAACAUAAGUGGACCAGUUCCUGGUGAUCUUGGAAACUUGACUAACUUGGUGAGCUUGGAUCUUUACUUGAAUAGUUUUACUGGUCCCAUCCCAGAAAGUUUGGGCAAGCUAUCAAAAUUAAGAUUCCUUCGGCUCAACAACAACAGCUUGACGGGUCGCAUUCCUAUGUCAUUGAUUAAUAUUUCAUCACUUCAAGUGUUGGAUCUAUCAAACAACCGUCUCUCUGGAGUUGUUCCCGAUAAUGGUUCCUUCUCAAUGUUCACUCCCAUCAGUUUUGCUAAUAACUUGGACCUAUGUGGGCCGGUUACUGGGCAUCCCUGCCCAGGUUCUCCUCCAUUUUCACCUCCUCCGCCAUUUGUCCCACCACCCCCAAUUUCCUCACCAGGUGGGAAUGGUGCAACUGGAGCAAUUGCUGGAGGAGUAGCUGCUGGUGCGGCCUUACUAUUUGCUGCUCCUGCAUUAGCAUUUGCUUGGUGGCGUCGUAGGAAACCUCAAGAAUUCUUCUUUGAUGUACCAGCUGAGGAGGAUCCUGAAGUUCAUCUGGGACAACUUAAAAGGUUUUCACUGCGAGAAUUACAAGUUGCAACAGAUAGUUUCUGCAACAAAAACAUUCUUGGUAGAGGAGGAUUUGGCAAGGUUUACAAAGGACGUCUAGCAGAUGGCUCAUUGGUAGCAGUAAAGAGACUGAAAGAAGAGCGUACUCCAGGAGGGGAGUUGCAGUUUCAAACAGAAGUAGAGAUGAUAAGCAUGGCUGUGCAUCGAAAUCUCCUUAGAUUACGCGGGUUUUGCAUGACACCAACUGAACGACUCCUUGUUUAUCCAUACAUGGCAAAUGGAAGUGUUGCAUCAUGUUUAAGAGAGCGCCCACCAUCUCAACCUCCUCUUGAUUGGCCAACACGGAAGCGAAUUGCAUUGGGAUCUGCUAGGGGUCUAUCUUAUUUGCAUGAUCAUUGUGACCCAAAGAUUAUUCAUCGCGAUGUUAAAGCUGCAAAUAUUUUGUUGGAUGAGGAUUUUGAGGCUGUUGUUGGGGAUUUUGGGUUGGCUAAAUUGAUGGACUACAAGGAUACUCAUGUCACUACUGCUGUUCGUGGUACAAUAGGACAUAUAGCUCCAGAGUACCUCUCUACUGGAAAAUCAUCUGAAAAAACUGAUGUUUUCGGGUAUGGAAUCAUGCUUCUGGAGCUAAUUACUGGACAGAGGGCUUUUGACCUUGCUCGGCUUGCAAAUGAUGAUGAUGUUAUGUUGCUUGAUUGGGUAAAAGGACUUCUGAAAGAGAAGAAGUUAGAAAUGCUGGUGGAUCCGGAUCUCCAGAACAAAUACGUAGAAGCCGAGGUGGAGCAGUUAAUCCAGGUGGCACUGCUCUGUACACAAGGGUCGCCAAUGGAACGGCCUAAAAUGUCGGAAGUGGUACGAAUGCUCGAAGGGGAUGGCUUGGCGGAGAGAUGGGAUGAGUGGCAAAAGGUGGAAGUUCUCCGGCAGGAUGUGGAGCUAGCACCUCAUCCUAAUUCUGACUGGAUUGUAGACUCAACAGAAAAUCUGCAUGCAGUAGAGUUAUCUGGUCCAAGGUGACAUUGGCAGAACCACAAGUAAAGAAGAAAUACUCACUACUUUUUUUUUUUUUAAUCAUAAUUUUAUUUUCUAUCUUUUUUUAAUAUUUAAUUUUGGCUUUUUGGGUUGCCAUUUUGAUUUGAUGAACAUUUCACAUCCUGAUUUAAGUCUCCUUUGUAAGUUCAUAUUGCAUUGUAUUCAUUACAUUUGUGCAUAUGAGUCGGUUGUUGAGAUGAAAAUUGGUGUAAUCUUCUGAGAUUAUUUGUGUUUUUUGUAUGGAUGCGGCUGAGGCAGUUCAAUCUUUUGCUUGCUGCUGCUUCAUUUACCCUCGUUAAUUUAAUUCUACUGUCUCUCUCUCUCUC